This is a messenger RNA of Xyrauchen texanus (razorback sucker), 5017 nucleotides long. It is a transcript of the gene epob, whose product is annotated as erythropoietin b. Gene Ontology annotation, biological process: nucleate erythrocyte development. The coding region runs from base 179 to 739 and encodes 186 amino acids. Gene Ontology annotation, molecular function: hormone activity; cytokine activity; erythropoietin receptor binding. The record is from RefSeq and is a predicted model, not a curated record. Gene Ontology annotation, cellular component: extracellular region. Lineage: Eukaryota; Metazoa; Chordata; Actinopteri; Cypriniformes; Catostomidae. The transcript is spliced from 5 exons.
AGCGCGCUGAAAUGCGAUCAAGGACGCACGAGAAACAGGGUCAUACUAGAGUCAUGUAGUGCUGAACGCUGAGCAACUGCAAUAGUUGUAGGGUGUAGUGAGGAAGUUAAAAGUCGCUUCAGGGUAAAAUCGGGAAAGGGAUUUGAGUACAAAUGCGUCGUAAAAAUGCACUUCGCGGAUGCAAAAGUUUUCAGCUCUGGUGUCGGUUUUGAUGGUGUUUGUGUGGCUGGGGAGAGACCAGGUCUCGCCUCUCAGACCUAUCUGUGACCUGCGUGUUCUGGACCACUUUGUAAGAGAAGCUCAAGACUCUGAGAUCAUCAUGCACGGUUGCAGAGUGGGCUGUGGUGUGACGAAAUCCUACUUUGUUCCUAAGACUAGCGUUGACUUUGCUGUUUGGGAACAGAUAGACGUUCAGGAACAGGCUGCAGAGGUGCAGACCGGACUGUCUUUGCUGGUCCAGGCUCUGAGAUCAGCGAGACAAACAGUGAGCAUCUCGCCUCUGGCUAGCACACUGGAUAACAACAUCAGUAACAUGCACAGCCUCAACCAGAUCCUGCACAGCCUUCACUUACAGCAGGCCAAGUCUUCAGUUCCUCCAGACGAUUCAGCUCACAACAGCACACAGAUACAGGAGGUCUCCUCUCUCCCAGAACUUCUGCAGGUGCAGAGCAGUUUCCUGCGAGGGAAAGUCAGACUCCUGCUUUCAGCUGCGCCAGCCUGCCAAAAGCAAAACGGCUGAAAUGAACUGAUAAACUGUUUACGAUGUACCAACGUCAAGCCCAUUCAUGCAUGUACACAAACACACCCGGACAAGCACACUUUAUUAUGCCACAUUCUCAAAAGUUUCUGGGUGUGUCACUUUCUAAACGGUCUUCUUGACUUGUUAGCUCAUUUUCUCAGCAUUCCAGAGCCUGCAGCCUUGUUUUUAAUGCUGGUGUUUGGCAGAGCUUGUGUGCUGUGGCGUAGAGAGUAGAUGGUCUACAGAAUGAAGUAAAACGGUAGUGACACCCUGACCUGCUCGACAAGGCAAACAUGGCAAAAGAAUCUGUGGAGGAACACAUCUGAGCCCGCUAGUGUUAGCUCAAAGUCUCAUAGCGAUUGGGCAAACAGCUUGUCUGGGUGUAUCCAGCCACCUUGACUAUCAUUCAUUUUUGGAGCACUAUUAUUUAAUUAUCUUUAAGUUUUUAGUUAAGUUAAGUUUAGUUCAGUUUUUGUACAAAUCCAUACAUUUUGUUGCAAUAUUUUAACUAUGUUGUCGGUUUUUAGCUAUGUGCAAUCUGUUUACGCAUGCUUAGAGGGCGUUCACACAGGACAUGUUUUUGUGUUCCGUCUGUGCUACCUUUUAAUUGUUGGUCAAUUUUUACAUGCGAUUCUCACGGUCCUGUUUUAAUCUGAAAUCAAAUAUUAAUAAUUGUUGUAUAUUUAUAUAUACAUUUUAUUUUGCAAGUAGAAAAUGAAGUCUAUUUUUGUAAUAUUUAAUAGAUUGUGAUGUAAUUUUCAUGACCGCUACUCAAGGGCGUAGAUUUGGCUUGAAAAAUAUGGUUAUCACGAUACUCUCAUUACCACAACGACUCUCAUCGUAGUCGUACUUCCUUGGUACUGCCUUUUACUUUCAUUGAUUUUGAUGUAAUACAUGUAAAAAUGUAUGCGUUACAGUAAUGAGAAUCACAUUUAAAAACAAUUGCGGUAAUGGAAAAUUUAGGGGUUUAUGUGCUUAAGUGUCCAGAAAAUAAUUUGUCACAAUGCUUGUUAUGUUGACUUUGCAAUCAGUUUAACAAAAAUGCAUAUAGAGACCCCUCCAUCUUGCUGUUUUGUAAUGCAAGAAUGUAUCCAGUAUGAAUGCCCCUUAUGCUGUGCAGCGUGUUAAAGAGAUGAUAUGAGAGAGAAAGAGAGAGAGAGAUAGAGAGGCUGUUUGCAUGUGGAAGUCUGUUUGUUGUAGAGUAUUCCCUCAUCUGAGAUCUGUACUUCACUGCAGGGCCAAAGGUCUGUUUAUGGUUCAGCAGGAUUUGCAAUGUGGGCACUCAACCCGGAGGCUACAGUCCUUGCCAUCUACAGGACAAACUAGGAAAUUCACAUAAAGAAAGAUGCUCACGGUAAUGAACUCUCACUUGGGUUUAUGUUAAGUGUACAUAAAGCAAAAAAACGAACUUACGUAAAAGUAUACAUGUUUUAUAAGAAAUAACAUGCAAAUAAGGAGGAGGCGGGCCUCUGCGUAGGUUUAAAAACUUUUUUUUUUUUUUUUUUAAUGUUGUCCAGAUCAGAUACACAACAUACAGUGUGUAGUAGCCUGUAUAGGAAAUAGAAAUAUGAAUUUCAUUCUUUAGACCCAUUAUGGUCAUAUAGUCUCUUUAUCUCAAGCCUCUUUUAUGUUUUUUAAAUUAAACAAACUGAAACUCAACAGGUGCAAGUAUUUUUUUGGCGACCAAGCAUUAAUACCCAAGAGUUGUUAUUUUUUUUGCCAUUUUUUUAAAUCCUCUAUAAUACAUAGGCAACCCAGACAAAAAGUAUCACCAUAUAUGUCUGGUGAGAGUGUGCUUUAUUUGUCUGUUAGUUGCUGGUAGAAUCAUCUCUCUUCAUUUCUUUUGUAGAAAAAUAUGAACUGUUUAAAUUCUCUACUUUGAAAUAUAUGCAGCUCAAAUUCACAACAAAGAGAUAAGCCACAACUCUGUGGAAUCCCCACCCUCCACCCCAGCCAAUUUCCAAUGGUUUGGGUAAUGUUACAUUUAUAAGAAGUUACAACCAGGUAAGAGAAACAACAACCCCACAAUGUCAUUUAGUCCACUGUAGCAUAAUGAAGAACACCCAGGAGAAUGACUCGAACAGCAGGGCUCUCAAAACAAAAAAAAAAACAUGCUGACUCAACCGAUUUACAUCCUAAAGCCUCUUGCGAGGAAAGGUCUAUGUGUAAUCAGAGAUGAUCGGUUUUCAACCUAACAGUAUCUCUUUAGGUUGAAACGUACUCUACGCAAGUAUGUGAAUGUGUGUAGUUGCAUAAAAAAACACAACAGACCCACUGAUAUAUACAGUAGAACUGGAUUGCUUACAGAAUAGUAAACACCCAGGAGGUGAAGCCACUGGAAGUGUUUGAGCAGCCAUAUUGGUAUUCCCCAACUGCCAUAGAGCCUCAAUGACUAAUAGCCGAUACUGCCAGCAUUUCACCAUGGUGACAAUGGUGAUUGACUUUAAAUUAGCUCGUUAUGGAUAAUAUUCGCUGCAAGGGAGAAUAUUAGCGUGCAUCGCGACGUCGAAGCAUUCACCUGUCCAAAUGUGCAGCUAAGUUUAAAUAGUAUGAGAGAGAGACGGCAAGCAAGAACGUGCACUCUCAAGUCACCCUAUGAAAUACACUUUUAAAUGAAACAAUUUAUGCAAAAAUAACUCUGAACGAGCACUUCAGUGUUCGCAAUACAUAUGUCUGAAAAUGUCUGUAUCUUGAAUUAGUUGGCGCUACUUUUUAGAUGGCUUUACCCGCUUAGAAUUUCAAGAAGCAGGAAAAUGUCCAAACUCUAAACAAAUAAACUAUAGCAUGCAUAAGAAUUUUGUGUUGUAAGGCUUUUCAGGCAGAUUUCAGAUAUACAAGUGGUAGUUGAAAUACAAAUUUUCCCCUUUUUUAAAUGAGAUAUUUUCCUAUUAAGUUAAUAGGCACACUGGAAUGUUUAGGCAUACAUAUAUGGUAGCGCAGUGGUUUCAAUGUUAUGAUGUCAUCAGCCAUCCAGUUCUAUAUUGUAGAUCAGUGGUAUGCAUUGCAUUCUCAACGUUGCCACAAGGGGUGCAAUAGAGAUAUUAUUGUGAACUGUCCGCUUCUACUGUCAGUUUUCUCUUACAAGCCAACUAAUGUCAUGGUGGAGCAACAGUAAGCAGGUUAAAGUCAAUAGCAAUGUACCAGAAUAAUAACACAUUCAGUUUUGGCACAUAUGUUUGAAGUUAACAUUAUUGACACCUUGAGUGACGGGUUUGUUCCUGCCACAGUAAUGCAAAAAGUACAUUAAAAAUGUUUAACCAGGCUGCACACUGGCGUAGCCAAGCGCUCCAAAAUGCGUUCAAAGACUUGCAUAGAGUAUGUUUCGGCCUUUAUUUUUUUCCUGCUCCAACAAAAUGUUCUUAUUUUGGACCCCAAAUCAGUUCCACCCUCCUUUUGUCAUCUAUAACAUUAGAAGCAGCCAGCAACUGUUUUGUCUACUGUCUUGUCUCUAGAGACUAAAGCACAUUGGGUCUUGCAUCAAAUUUGAAUUCCAAAUACAAUUAUUCUCAUCAAGCACGCUCAUUCUUGACUGAAUAUAUCCUCUAAUGUGGAUUUGUUUUAUUCCUGCUUCCCUCAACAUUCAUUACAGUUUAAUGUCUCUUGAAAUAGUGUCAAAACAAAGCUUUAAUAUCAGUAAACUUUCAAAUCAAAUUAAGAAAUAGGCCUCUAAUAAGAGUAUUUAGAGUCAUGGGUGAAGAGAUGUGAUUGGUUGAAUGAGCUUGCACCUGUUUUACAGUGGAUAUGAUUGGCUAUUCAACCGGUGAACCCAACAAUAAACAAAAUAUUUACAAAGACCAUGUCAUCUCUUACAUUUAUAAAAAUGUACAGUUUGCAUCUUGUGUUUUUUUGUCAGGUUUUUAUCUCUGGCAUGACAGAAAGAUGUCUUUUGUGUUUUCAUCCACCCACCGAUAGAAACUCCAAAAACAAGACAAGAUAACAACAAAUAAAAUGGAUGGAGAAAAUGAUCAAUAUGCACAGUUGCUUUUUGUGUUAAGGACAGUAAACUUAAGUGGAGUGAAGGAUGACUCUUCUUCCACUUUAACGCUGUGUAGCUCUUCCAGCAAUGUGAUUUUAGUGCGUUUAGUUCUUGAGCUACCGCAGCUAAUAUUGGGAUCAUGUCCGUCUAGUGCACAUGACCAGACUUUGAUGCAUCGACCGCUUGAAGCUUCCACAGUCAGUCUCUUGAUCUGACCUGUUCUAAACUUGCAUAUUCUUUCAUACACACAUACACACGCACACUCAAAUGCAAAACUCUCUCUUCCUUCAAUUCUCAGCACC